This is a messenger RNA of Portunus trituberculatus (swimming crab), 504 nucleotides long. RefSeq lists its product as uncharacterized. The transcript has a single exon. The coding region runs from base 1 to 504 and encodes 167 amino acids. NCBI's taxonomy places the organism in Eukaryota, Metazoa, Arthropoda, Malacostraca, Decapoda, Portunidae. The record is from RefSeq and is a predicted model, not a curated record.
AUGCCUCACCGUCUGCCACACGCCCUACCACAUUCCCGGCCAUACUACCGCCACACGCCUGCCAUAUUGUCACCACACUUCAUGCCACACUGCCGCCACAGCCCUGCCACACUGCCGCCACAUGCCCCUGUCACACUGCCGCCGCACGCCCUGCCACACGCCCUGCCACACUACUACUAUAUGCCCCUUCCACACUGCCGCCACACGUCCCUGCCGCACGCCCUGCCAUACGUCCUGCCACACCACCACCAUACGCCCUGCUACACUACCGCCAUACGCCCCACACUGCCGCCACACGCCCUGCCACACUGCCGCCACACGCCCUGCUACACUACCGCCAUACGCCCUGCCACACUACCGCCACACGCCCUGCCACACUGCCACCACACGCCCUUGCCACACUACUACCAUACGCCCUGCCACACUACCGCCACACGCCCUGCCACACUGCCGCCACUUCAUUCCGCCGCUCCGUCUCUACCUUGCCGUGGAAUUUUAACAUAA